AUGAUCAUCUGUACUUUCAAUGCACGUACACUAGCAACAGAUGCAUCCAUCGAGGACCGGAUGGUACAAGCGCGAAUGAUCAAGUACGACAUCAUUGGUCUGACCGAGACAAGAAGGCACGAAUCUCACCAUGCCGUUUUCGACACAGGAGAAGAAUUGUUCCUCGGAACAUGCAAUAAAAGAGGUGUUGGAGGCGUCAGUGUCCUUGUCAACACAAACUUGGCCAAGAGCAUUGAUGCAUUCGAAUGCCUAACAAACCGAAUCAGACGUUUACAUUUGAAUAGAUGUGGCUCACUGCCUGCAGUUUCUAUCUUCGUUGUCUAUGCACCAACAUCUCAUUAUGAUGAAAGAGAAAUCGAGAAGUUCUACAUGGAGCUAGAGAAGUUCUAUAAAGAAGACCACACCUUCUACAAGAUCAUUGUGGGUGAUUUUAAUGCCAAGAUAGGACCGAGAAGAUCAGCUGAAGAACUUCACAUUGGGACCCAUGGCCUAGAAUGGAACGAACAGGGUGAGAGACUGUCUGAGUUCAUCAUGUCAACCAAGACCAUUCAUGGUAACUCACAGUUCCAGAAGGCAGAAUCUAAACGAUGGACAUGGGAGUCUCCCGGUGGACGAUUCCACAACGAAAUAGACCACAUCAUAUUCAAUCGACGGUUUUGCCUGACUGAUGUCGCUGUUAUCCCAAAAUUUCGAACGGGAUUGGACCACCGUUUCCUUCGUGCAAAAUUCUACUUCACAGAGUGGGGAGAAAGGGCUGCAAAGUUCAAAAAGAGAAAUCCCAGAAUGACCACCAACUGGGAACUCUUUGGUACUAUUGCGGCAACAUGGGAAGAUGCCAUUGUUGACAACAUUGACAAGGAAUACGAUCGACUGGUUCAGCACCUCCAUGAAUGUGCGAGGAACGCCAAGAGAGAGAUAGCCACAAAAAAUCGCCUAUCUUCGAAAACUCUUGAGCUAAUUCACCAGCGUGGUUUGGCGCAUGCCUCAGGCAACCGCAAGCUAACGUCCGAGCUCGCAAAGCAGUGCAGAGAUGCGAUCAAGGAAGACCUCAAAGAAAGAAGAGCAGAAGUACUGGUAGAUGCAGCAGAAGCCGGGAAAAGUAUUCGUAACGCCCGCCUGUCCUUCGCCAACUACAAGACCAAGAUGACUGCCCUCCAAUGUCCUGAUGGAUCCAUCACAUCCUCCAGAACGGCAAUGGAGAAGAUUAUUCAUGACUUCUAUGCAAAUCUCUUCGAUAGCCAUGUCCACUUGCCGACAUACCAAAUUCCACAGGAUGGAUAUGUCGUUCCCAAAGUUCUCCCUUCUGAAAUCCAACACGCCAUUUCGUCUGCAAAGAAACAAACAGCACCCGGCCCAGACAAGGUCAGACCUGAACACCUGAAGAACCUGCCGUCAAACCUCUGGCUCCGGGCACAUCUCUUUGAUUCCACUGUUCUUCCUGCAUUAACAUAUUCUUCAGAGACCUGGGCCCUACGCAAGCAAGAUGAGAACGCUAGUCAGGUCUCCCAAAGAAGAAUAGAAAGAGCUAUGCUUGGAAUAUCACGUUUCACUCAAAUGAGAGAAAAAAUCCGGAGUUCCGACAUUUGUCGACGAUCAAGAAUCAGGGAUGCUGUCUCAUUUGCCAACAUCUCGAAAAUCAGAUGGGCUGGUCACGUAAUGAGAUUUAAAGAUGACCGCUGGACUAGAGCUGUUACUGACUGGAUUCCACGGGAUGUCAAAAGACCGUGUGGCCGCCCACGUACCAGAUGGUCAGACUUCUUCAUCAAGAUCAUAAACGAUCGGUUUGAGGCUCUUCAUGUUCCCAGAGCGAACAGAUGCCAUUGGGCUACACUAGCACACGACAGGGACAAAUGGAGACGUUACUGGCGCCCGCUCGAGCAAAUUGACGACUAA
Sorex fumeus (smoky shrew) is the source of this 1893-nucleotide messenger RNA. RefSeq lists its product as uncharacterized. The transcript has 2 exons. Gene Ontology annotation, molecular function: catalytic activity. Bases 1 to 1893 code for a protein of 630 amino acids. The record is from RefSeq and is a predicted model, not a curated record. NCBI's taxonomy places the organism in Eukaryota, Metazoa, Chordata, Mammalia, Eulipotyphla, Soricidae.